This is a messenger RNA of Platichthys flesus (European flounder), 2562 nucleotides long. Its product is annotated as alanyl-tRNA editing protein Aarsd1-like. The transcript is spliced from 17 exons. Gene Ontology annotation, molecular function: protein-folding chaperone binding; Hsp90 protein binding; nucleic acid binding. The coding region runs from base 127 to 1794 and encodes 555 amino acids. The record is from RefSeq and is a predicted model, not a curated record. Gene Ontology annotation, cellular component: cytosol; nucleus. Gene Ontology annotation, biological process: alanyl-tRNA aminoacylation; regulation of translational fidelity; protein folding. NCBI's taxonomy places the organism in Eukaryota, Metazoa, Chordata, Actinopteri, Pleuronectiformes, Pleuronectidae.
AUAGCCAGCAGGGCCUGGUCACUGCAUUGGAGCGCACAGCCCGAACGCACGAGCCACAUACUUUGUGCUCUUACAGUCGGAGGAGUAAGAAAGUAGUUUCUGUUUUAGCUUUGUGUAGGAAUUAGAAUGAACAAGCCCAAAAUUGUCAGACCAGAGGAGAGCCAGCCAGCACAUGUGGUGUGGUACGACAGAAAGAAAUACGUCACCCUCAACUUCAGGGUGCAAAAACCCAAAGAUGUCCAGGUCGAGUUCCAGCCAGACAAACUGGUCAUGUACUGCAAGAAUGACACAGAUGAUGUGUUCUACAAUGAGCUGUACUUCUACGACAAAAUCCAGAUCAAUGACUCCAGAGAAAGAGUCUAUGACCGCAACAUCCACGUCUUGCUGAGGAAGAUGAGGCCUGAUCAUGCAUGGCCGCGUCUCCAGAAGGAUGCUGCCAAAGCUAGUUGGAUUGCUGUUGACUUUGACAACUGGAGGGACUGGGAGAAUGAGGAAGAUGACGGAAAGGAAGAGUACGACAGAUACAUGGACAUUAUCCAGGACAUGGCUUCGAAUAAUAAAGGACAGACACCAGACAUGGGAGACCUUAGCGAUUUUGACACCUCCGUCGUUUCCUGCUGUGCCGCUGAGUUAAAGCAAGAAGUCAAUGGAAAGAAAGAAACUGUCAAGGGCUUCAACGUCAAGCUCCAAGACACCAUCUUGUUUCCUGAGGGAGGUGGACAACCGGACGACCACGGGCUGAUCGGAGAUGUCCCCGUUUUGAGGGUGACGAGACAGGGACCAGAUGCCGUACACUUUGUGACCUCCCCCCUGGAGGUGAGCCAGGAGGUGCACGUGAAGGUGGACUGGGAGAGGAGGUUUGACCACAUGCAGCAACACUCAGGUCAACAUGUGAUCACAGCCUUGGCAGAUUCAAUGUUUGGAUUCAAGACCACAUCCUGGGAACUGGGGCGUCAGAGAGGCACCAUUGAGCUAGACACUCCCUGUGUGAAGCCUGCGCAGCUCCAGGCUCUGGAGGAAGUUGUUAAUGAGAAGAUCAGAGCUCAUGUUCCUGUCACUGUUCAGCUGCUCUCUAUAGACGACCCCGGUGUGGAAAAGGCGAGGAGUCGCGGGCUGCCAGAGGACCAUGCCGGGCCGAUUCGGAUCAUCGAUAUCGAGGGAGUCGAUGCCAACAUGUGCUGUGGGACACACGUGUCCAACCUCAGUCACCUACAGGUUAUCAAGCUACUGGGAACUGAGAAAGGAAAGAAAAACAAAACCAACCUGAUCUUCCUGGUGGGAAACCGAGUUCUGAAGUACGCUGAGAAAAGCUACAGCACAGAGCGCUCGCUGGUUUCUCUCCUGAAGACCGGGCCUGAUGAACAUGUUGAGGCGGUCGACAAGUUGCAGAAAUCUGGAAAGCUGCUACAGAAAACGAACCUGUCACUGCUGCGAGACAUGGCCGUCCUCAUUGCUCAGAAUUUUAAAAACGACCCCCAGAGAGGAAACUUCUUCACCUUGCACAAGAAGGAGGGGGACAAUGAGUUCAUGAAUAUUAUUGCCAAUGAACUAACUACUGAGGAAACCUUGGUUUUCCUCUCUGUUGGAGAAGAAAAGGGACCUGGUUUGUUUCUACUGGCUGGACCCAGUGGACAGGUGGCCGAGAUGGGACCCCGGGUGUUGGAGAUGCUCCAAGGGAAGGGGGCAGGCAAGAACGGACGUUUCCAGGGCAAAGUCAACAGUCUGGCUCGGAGAGGAGAGGUGGAGGCUUUACUGCAGCAGAACUGCAAACAUCACACCUCAGAGGAAAAAUAAAGCCGACAAUACAGAAAUUAAAAACUGGACUUGAUGGUCCUAAAUAUUCAUAUUUUGUGAUAAACACGAAAGGAUGGGUAAGGGAUUAAUCAUCCAUGUGACUGAAGCCGGACUUUUUCCUGAAAUUAUCUAGAUAUUUUCUAUGCGAGAACGCAAAUGUCAGUCAAUUUGUUCUGGACAUUUUCCAGAAAGUCUCCUAGCAGCCCCACCUGGUAAAAUCCAUUUGGGAAUAUUUCUAAAUUGAUUUCAAGUGAGUGGGCGUGUUGUUUCCCAGUAGUGACUGACGUGAAACUAGAAGAAUACAAAUAUCUCAGGAUGAAAAAGAGGAGCCAUAUAUGUAGAAGACACCCACAAAGAAUUCAACUUGGAAAGAGGAGAUUUGAGAGCUUUUGGUGAUAUCGUCUCUAUGCUGUAAACACGUGAUUUUCCACUGCAGUAUUUUACGUCAUGCCUCUUGUGUACAUUUUCUUGGACUUUAGUACAACACGUGCUGUACAUAUCUGAACAUUUAAUGUAAUUUGCUUUCAAUAUUCAUUUGAAACCUCAUCCGUCCAAUUACAAGUCUAAUCACAGAAAAUACAAUUUGAGUUUUUUGUCCCCCACUCAGGUUAACUACUACAUGUUGGAGGUGAAUUUACUUUUAACUGCCUUGCUCAAGGGCAUCACAAACUGCAAUUUAAAAGAUAAUGUGAAAUCCUGCUCCUCACACUGCUGUUCGACACACGAAUGGACUUUCCCAUGGAUAAAUAAAUACAGACACCUGAUGAA